AAAGGGAUUUUUGAGAAGUCUUUUUCUCUGACUUGUCUCGUGGUCAUUCCUUUUUUAAACGCAUCAUUCUGAAAGUGAAAGUAAAGGUUCGAUUGUUGAAGAAAGAGUAAAGAUGGAUUCACUAUUUGUGGAAGAACUUAACUGUCCUGUGUGUUAUGAAAUCUUUAAGGAUCCUGUUGUUUUAUCAUGUAGUCACAGUUUCUGUAAAGAGUGUCUUCAACGGUUCUGGAGAACCAAGGACGCUCAGGAGUGUCCUGUCUGCAGGAGAAGAUCCUCGAGGGAUGAUCCUCCAACUAAUCUUGUGUUAAGAAACGUGUGUGAGUCGUUUCUGAAGGAGAGGAACGAGAAGUGUUCGUCAGGAUCUGAGGGGAUCUGCAGUUCACACGGUGAGAAACUCAAACUCUUCUGUCUGGAGGACAAACAGCCGGUGUGUUUAGUGUGUAGAGAUUCACAAACACACGACAACCACAAAUUCAGACCCAUCAGUGAAGAGGUUUCAUCGUAUAAGGAGAAGCUAAAUAUAGCACUGAAAUCCUUACAAGUGAAACUUAAACACAAAGAGAACAUUAGAGGGGAAUUUGAGAAAACAGUUCAACACAUCAAGUCUCAAGCUGAGCACACAGAGCGUCAGAUUAAACUGCAGUUUGAGAAGCUUCAUCAGUUUCUCAGAGAUGAAGAAGAAGAUGCAAUCGCUGCACUGAGGGAGGAAGAGGAGCAGAAGAAGCAGAUGAUGAAGGAGAAGCUGGAGGAGAUCAACAGACACAUCUCAGCUCUUUCACACACAAUCAAAGACACAGAGGAGAGGAUGGAAGCCAAUGACAUCUCCUUUCUACAGGAGUUUCCAGUCUCAAUGGAAAGAGUCCAGAUCCCAUCAGAGCCGGAUCCACAGACUCCUUCUGGAGCCUUGAUUCAUGUGCCACGAUACUUGGGGAACCUUCCCUUCAGAGUCUGGAAGAAGAUGCAGGACAUCAUCCAAUACACUCCUGUGAUUCUGGAUCCAAACACGGCUCAUCCAUCUCUCGUCCUCUCUGAUGAUCUGACCAGUGUGAAAGACCGCUGGAACAAACAACCGCUUCCUGAUAACCCAGAGAGAUUGGACAGCUAUCCCUGUGUUCUGGGUUCGGAGGGGUUUAACUCGGGAACACACUGCUGGGACGUGGAGGUUGAAGGGAAUUCCUACUGGAUUCUUGGAGUAACGACAGCGUCGAACCAAAGGAAGGGACGUGAGUUCUUUGACACGGACGUGUGGAGUGUGCAGUACGGACUUUAUAUAAGGUCCGGUUUUCCUGUUGAACAGGGUCUUGAGUGUGUGAGAGUGUAUCUGGACUAUGACAGAGGAAUGGUGUUGUUCUCCGAUCCUGUAACUAACACACGUCUACACACAUUCACAACCACCUUCACCGACACGGUCUUUCCUUUCUUCGAAACCGCUUCCUCUCUCAGAGUCUUGCCGUUCAAAAUGUAGUAAAAGGAUUAUACCUCUUCUUAUCAUCCAUUCAGUGACACUGAUGAUCAAACUGAUCAAAUAACGUAUGGUAGCUACCAGCAACAGUGUUAGUAUCUGUUAGUCAUAUUAAUGUAGAUACAAAAUAGAUGCAAGUAUAAAUUGAAAUGUUUGCACUUCUAACCACUAGAUGUCACUGUCAGCCAUAAUUUAUUUAUUCCAGUCCUCUCAGUAACAUUGUUUUAUGGCAUUUUUACAUACUAUAAGAUGAAACAGAAUUUAAAUACCGUUUACAACACUGACAUUGUUUGAUACGGCUGUUCAAUCCAGUAUUGUAUAAUGUGCAUGAAUAUUAUGAAGUGUAUGAUAAUCAGUCUAGAUAUUCAGUUGCCCUGGUA
Carassius gibelio (silver crucian carp) is the source of this 1842-nucleotide messenger RNA. Its product is annotated as nuclear factor 7, ovary. Gene Ontology annotation, biological process: protein ubiquitination. Gene Ontology annotation, molecular function: ubiquitin-protein transferase activity; zinc ion binding. The transcript has 6 exons. Lineage: Eukaryota; Metazoa; Chordata; Actinopteri; Cypriniformes; Cyprinidae. The coding region runs from base 113 to 1465 and encodes 450 amino acids. The record is from RefSeq and is a predicted model, not a curated record.